AUGGAGACCCUCGACGGCGAGAAAGAAAUAACUACCUGGAUCUACCGGGAAUCUUUUGGGUUCCAGGAGCGGGCAGUUCGGAAUGGAGUCAUUAUGGAGGGACUGAAUGUCCGCACCCGCGGACCGUUUGGCGUCCAGCGCGCAUUCGAAGACAAUCCCAACCACGGCAAUUACCGUGGAAACCCCAACAGCACCGCGAAUCAAUCCGCCAACAUCGGCGAACACGACAGCACCCCCGUCUACGUGACAAACUUGCCACCCGACUGCGAUGUCAAAAAGUUGCUAGCCUCAAGCAGAUCCAACCCCCAGGCAAUGGCCGGAAUUUGGAUCUAUCGAGAUCCCUUCGGUUUUCGAGACAGGAUUGUCCGGGAUGGAGUGAUCAUGGAGCACUUGCCUGCACGCACGAGAGGACCUGUCGGCGUCCAAUUCGUUCCAUUCGAGACGCCUCUGCAACAGGCCAUGCACCAUCCCCGAAGCCUUUCGAUCACAGCGACCGAAGCUACUCCCCAAGAUGACAGCGAAGCGGCCGGCAAAGAGUCAGUCGUCCCCCAGACCAGCAACUACCAAGGAAAUCCCGAUAAUCCCGCCAAUCAAUCCGCGGAUAUCCCUUACGAACAGAGCACCUCGGUGUACAUCAUCAACUUGCCCCCCGACUGUACCGUCCGAAUGCUACUGGCCACGAUUCGCGGCAAGGGCAAAGUCUACAGAUGCAAUGUCACCGCGCCGAGCGGCACUCACCGAACAGCCGCUGCAAAAAUUGUUUUCUGGAACCGCAUUGCGGUGGAUCGACUCUUUGAACAAUUGCAGAAGGGAGAGUGGCUGGUCGCGGCCGCCGCCCUCUCCUGCGCCUCAACAGAAUUAAGACGCAACAGCAGCCACGGUCAAUGA
Anthostomella pinea is the source of this 888-nucleotide messenger RNA. Lineage: Eukaryota; Fungi; Ascomycota; Sordariomycetes; Xylariales; Xylariaceae. The record is from the annotation of a GenBank genome assembly.